CGCGCAGGCGUAGUCACUGCUCUCUGGCCGCCAGAAGAUGGGCGCAGGCUGCGUAACCCGGAAGUGCUUCUCCUCUGGUGGCGGAGGGGAGACGCCGCGGGCGGUGAGGUGUGGUGGCGGCUGUGCACGGUCCUCAGAAUGCAGCGAUUGCUCUUUCCACCUUUGAAGGCUUUGGUGGGGAACCCGUGUGUCCGGCUCCUUGUUCCUAGGGCGGCUCCCAGAGCACAGCAUGGUUGCAGCUGUGGGAUCAGGCGCCCCUUGAGGCCAGGGCAAUACAGCACCAUCUCUGAAGUAGCUUUGCAGUCUGGAAGGGGUACAGUGACCCUUCCCUCACAGGCUGCUGAAAGGGUGGUGGGCCGAUGGCUUCUGAUCUGCAGUGGAACAGUGGCUGGAGCAGUUAUUCUUGGUGGAGUUACUAGGUUGACAGAGUCUGGCCUCUCAAUGGUAGAUUGGCAUUUAAUAAAGGAGAUGAAGCCACCUACAAGCCAAGAGGAAUGGGAAGCAGAAUUCCAAAAAUACCAGCAGUUUCCAGAAUUUAAAAUCUUAAAUCAUGAUAUGACAUUGGCAGAAUUCAAGUUCAUCUGGUACAUGGAGUACUCACACCGUAUGUGGGGACGCCUUGUAGGCCUUGCAUACAUCCUGCCUGCUGCCUACUUUUGGAGAAAGGGCUGGCUCAGCCGUGGCAUGAAAGGACGUGUUCUUGCUCUCUGUGGUUUAGUCUGCUUCCAGGGUCUGUUAGGAUGGUAUAUGGUGAAAAGUGGAUUAGAAGAAAAACCAGACUCCCAUGACAUCCCUCGGGUCAGUCAGUACCGCCUCGCUGCUCACCUGGGAUCAGCCCUUGUUCUUUAUUGCGCCAGCUUGUGGACCUCACUCUCAUUACUGCUCCCUCAGCACAAGUUGCCUGAAACCCGUCAACUUCUGUGGUUGAGACGAUUUGCUCAUGGAACGACAGGCCUAGUUUUCCUUACAGCUCUCUCAGGGGCUUUUGUGGCAGGGCUAGAUGCUGGACUUGUUUACAACUCCUUCCCCAAGAUGGGAGAAUCUUGGAUCCCAGAAGAUCUCUUCACCUUCUCCCCCAUUCUGAGGAAUGUUUUUGAGAAUCCCACCAUGGUGCAGUUUGACCAUCGGGUUCUGGGAAUCACUUCAGUUACUGCCAUCACAGUGCUCUAUUUCCUCUCCCGGAGGGUUCCCCUUCCUCGAAGGACCAAGAUAGCAGCAGCAACUCUGCUAGCUUUGGCAUAUACACAGGUGGGCUUGGGCAUUAGCACUCUGCUGAUGUAUGUUCCAACGCCUUUGGCUGCCACUCACCAGUCGGGCUCCUUGGCGCUGCUCAGUGGUGCCCUUUGGCUCAUGAGUGAACUCCGAAGAGUCCCAAAAUAAUUCUGAGAGGAUCAACUUUCUAGAACUGAAACUGCUUUUGAGAGCUCAUCAGAGAGCACAAGAGUUGGGACUUUUCUAAGAGGAUGACCUUGUGGUUUCCACAUUGGUCAAGUCAAAAUUCUUUGCCUGAUUUUGAGACAGUCAUUACAUAAGAAUGUCAUUUAGCAUGGGUACUUUUCAUGUUGAAAAUCAGGUUUAAUAUAGAGAAAGAAAUGUCUGCCGUUUGCUGCUGCUUAAUAGGCUGUCUCAUAUUUCUUCAUAUUGGCAAACUCUUUGUUCUACAGGCAUGAGCUCUGUAUCUUUGAGUCCUGAUUCUGCCUAAGUAGAAAUUAUUUAUCCUUUUAGGUUCUAUCAGGUAAAUACUCAAAGGAAAGAAUUGGUACACACUAAGUAAUCAGAUAGUCUUCAGGAAUAGUUCAUGUUUUCUAUUCUCAUUUUCAGUAGUGAUAGAGGGUAGAUUUUGACAAGCUUAAUAUCUAAAUGCAGCCAGAUGGUUUAUGAAUGCUUAAAAAAGGAGAUAAUUACCAGUAACUACUUGGAUUCAUCAAGCACUAAUCUAGUUUCUCUUGGUAGUGCUAUUACAUCAUUAAGAUGAAUAGAAUAGAUUGUGUAAAAUGGUUCCUGAAAGGGGUUCCUAAUAGUUUUAUAGAUAAAAAAAAUUUAUGGUCUUGGGCCUCCCCUGGUGGCGCAGCGGUUGAGCGCUGGUUUGAUCCCCAGCCAUCGGGCGAGGGUCCCACACGGCGCGACAGACUUCUCCUGUCUCGCCCGCUGCCUCCCCUCAGCAGUGUAUUUCGUCAGUCUGCCUGUUCUGUUCCCCGCUCUGGCUCUGGUGAAUUCUCUCACCCUCCCGUGCUUCUGACUGUACCCAGUGCUUGUAUAAAUUAAUUAAUUUUUUUUUUUUAAUAAAUUUUAUUGUUAUAUUCCCCAUACAAUUGCAGCCCCCCCAUUCUGACCCCAAUCCCUCC
Talpa occidentalis (Iberian mole) is the source of this 2345-nucleotide messenger RNA. It is a transcript of the gene COX15, whose product is annotated as cytochrome c oxidase assembly protein COX15 homolog. Gene Ontology annotation, cellular component: mitochondrial inner membrane. Gene Ontology annotation, molecular function: oxidoreductase activity, acting on NAD(P)H, heme protein as acceptor. Bases 139 to 1380 code for a protein of 413 amino acids. Gene Ontology annotation, biological process: heme A biosynthetic process. Lineage: Eukaryota; Metazoa; Chordata; Mammalia; Eulipotyphla; Talpidae. The record is from RefSeq and is a predicted model, not a curated record. The transcript is spliced from 9 exons.